Messenger RNA from Rhipicephalus sanguineus (brown dog tick), 532 nucleotides. RefSeq lists its product as uncharacterized. The transcript has 4 exons. The record is from RefSeq and is a predicted model, not a curated record. The coding region runs from base 103 to 405 and encodes 100 amino acids. NCBI's taxonomy places the organism in Eukaryota, Metazoa, Arthropoda, Arachnida, Ixodida, Ixodidae.
CGAAAUCGGUCCGAAACAGUACAUUAGAAAUCGCGAAAUAAUUCUAUGCACAAACGCUUUCUAGCAGUCUGCGUUGGUGCGCUUUACUGAGUCCACGGUACCAUGGGCGGAGUCAUCUCUUGGCUGAGGGGUGAUGAAGACGAGGUAUUUCUUGAGGAAGACGAAACCUUUGCUACGGAGAACGUCACCGUUGUGCGAGGUAUAUGUCUUUUUAACGACAGAAACAUUACCGACCGACACACCAUAAGAAUGAGAAUUCCCUGUGUUGAAGCAACAUGUUGGGCUCCUUCAAAGGUGGUGUUCCUUAACAAGUGCCCCUCGGUCAAUUCAGGGGAAGGACGAAUCUGCCGAAUGACAUAUGGAGUGCACGAUGUAUACCCUUCAUGUUGCGACGUAUGUCGCUAACGUUUGUUAAUAUACUUAUUAAAUUGCGCAGAAUAAGGCGUUCGUACAAAGACACUGGUUGACAGAAAUGUGACAGUCACAGUGUUUACUUCUGAGCACAAUAAAAUGGUUCUCAUCAGAUAUCUCC